AUGGCAAACAGACAGCAACGCCCGGGCGGCCUCGACUUGCGUUCGCAGUCCUUUGACCCUCCCACCACCACUAACAACACGUUCGGCAAUUACACCAACAACAACAACAGCAACAACCAUCUCGGUCUCGGAAACCUCGCCAGCGCCAGCAUGAGCAAUCUGUCCCUCGGCUCAGACUUGCCCAGCCCGCGCACCGGCGAUGCACCACCUGCCCUCUCCCCUCUGGAUGCCCUCGCCCUCCAGGGCCGGUUGCUCGCAAAGCGCUUCGAGCAGCAGGACAAGACCGGACGCCGAUUGAGUCGCAUCGCACCCCUCACCAUCCAGAACGAGUUUGGAAACCGGCCAUGCUACUUUUCCUCCCUCUCCAACUCGACGGUGAACUCGCCCAACGAAGAUGCAGGCCCCGUCAAGUCCCCACGACCGGAUGCCUCCCCCCGACAGGAGAUGUCGUCCGACAAAAGACACCAAUCCUACUACCCGCAGUUCGGCAUGGACGAGCCCGAGACGCAGUAUGCCAUUGGGCCUCUGCAAAGCCCCAUGGCCACCAUCGCCGAGGCCAGUCCUGCCACUCCACCACAGGGUUACUUCGACAUCCCCAGGUCGCACUCGCCCGAUUCGGUAGAGCCUCAUAUUGGCCUGCGAGAAGCCACUCCCGUCAGCCCCCAUGUCCCCGUUGCUGCAACCUCGCACAUGUUCCUUAGCCCACAGAGGAAGCCAUCUGGCAGCUCUGAACACUCUCAGCCUCCUUCGCAACCACGCUCUAACCUACUUCCACCGCGUUCGUCUAGUUCUCUACACUCUACCCGCUCUCCGCGACAGUCACCAAGCAUCCGUUCCGUUGCCGGUGCAUACGAUGAGGUCGAGGACAUGUCCCUCAGUGGAUCCUAUGAUUCCUUGCACCAGAACCGCAACCUGUCGCCCAGCUCAAGCCUGUCCAGGGCUCAUUCUCCCUUUACACCUGCUACAGGCCCCACCACGAUACCCCGCUCGCCGUCUGCCGCAUCCGACUACUCGGUCAAUGGCUCCAGCCUGCCGCGCCCGGCCUUCAAUUUCUCGAGACCCAACUUCUCACGGCCCACCAGCCGGCAAAGCGUUCGUCCCUCACUAGACGUGAGGUCCGACGCUGGGCCCUCACGGCAGGCCUCAGAGGAGAGCGUGAACAUGCGUCCCUCUUUUGACAACCAGCUCCUUCGACAGGACUCUAGUGACAGCCCUACCGCACACUACGCGAAUGAGCAGGUUCACACACCCGUCAGCAUGGUAAGCGAGGACUUCCGUCGAUCUGGCGACUUCACCAGCAACCCAGCCCCCUCCUACACAUACACCAGGUUCAACCUCCCUCGCGGCAGAGCCGUCGAUCGCAAGUCUGUUGGCAUUGAGGACUUUUUCAAAAGCCAAAUUAAAUGGGAUCAGCCAGGCCAGCCUAACCAGACUCAGGAGCGUCCACCUUCACCCGAAUCACCACCUCGAUCUUUCGACCAAGCCCGCCAGCAACAACAUCGACCAGACGCAAGACGUGAUGCUUCCUUCGAACACGGAACCCCUUCCCUUACAUCCAGCAACAGCACCAUCCGCGCACGAACUGCUGGGUCUGUCGGCGAGGUCACGGCGCAGCAACACUGCGACAUGGGACUCGAGCUCCACGAAGCCGGUGAACUGCUCAAGUCGACAUAUCACAUCCGUCUCGCAGCUCGCGCCGGCCUCCCAGAAGCCAUGUUCUGGUACGGCCUCGCCUGUCGCCACGGCUGGGGUAUGCGCGUAAACCAAUCUGAAGCCCUCCAAUGGCUGCGCCGCGCCGUCGACUCUGGCCAACUCGAAGUUGCCGACGACGAAGCACAGCCCUCGGCCACCGACAUCACCAAGAAGAAGCGCCACCGCGCCCAAUACGCCGUAGCCAUCUACGAACUUGGAAAGUGCUACGGGAAUGGCUGGGGUGCUCCUCAAGACAAGUCCCUGGCGCUUCGAUGUUACGAAAUCGCGGGUAACUGGGGGGAUGCAGAUGCCCUCGUCGAAGCUGGCUACUGCUAUGCCGAAGGCGUUGGGUGCAAGAAGAACAUGAAGAAGGCAGCAAAGUUCUACCGUGCGGCCGAAGCCAAGGGCGUCAGCAUGGUGGGUAACAGCUGGAUCUACAAAGACAAAUACAUGGAUGAUGGCUCGGAUGAGAGGUCUGGUCGCUCGGCUACGAAGGAUCCCUCGAGUGCUGAGAAGAAGGCGAGAGAUAAGAGUAGGACAAGGACUAUGUUUGGAAGGAAGAAGAGUGCGGUGUAG
Molecule: messenger RNA, 2268 nt
Organism: Alternaria atra
Lineage: Eukaryota; Fungi; Ascomycota; Dothideomycetes; Pleosporales; Pleosporaceae
Exons: 1
Coding region: 1-2268 (755 amino acids)
Molecular function (GO): protein binding
Source: RefSeq, a predicted model, not a curated record